GUUUCUUUGUCAAUUUGUGCGAUUUCUAUUUGAUAUUAAUUUCAAUUUUCAUUUGUUUUGCAACAAUGUAAAUCGGUUGCUUUUUUUGUGUUUUAUUGAUUGAAAAUAAAUAAACGGGAGAUAAGCAUUCGCAUCGAAAAUGUCAAAGAGGAUGGGUUUUCAAUUUCGCCAGCCGCGAUCCAAAAUGCCAAAAUUGGACAUUACGAUCCAGUCAAGUCAACGGAUCACAGCUGGCCCAUCAAAUAUGAAUCCUCAACGUGACAUUGUGGCAGAAACACCAACUCAACCGGACGGUAAUUGGAGUGAUGAAGAGGAAUUUUUUGUAUUGUCCUCACAAGCGGCCGAUAUGGUUCAUACGUCUGCAUCGGUUGUCAUCUCACAAUCAAUGAACAGUCUUGCAAAUCAUGAUAUGAGCUAUACACGAUUCAGGCAAGAAGUACGAACCGUACACAGUACACAAAUAAAUCCGAUCAAAGAGGUAUUAAAUGAUGAUGAUGACGAUUUGUUUUCAAACAUUGACGAACCCAUUCCGAAUGCCAUUCAAGCGGCACCAAACGCCGAGACGCCCAAGACCAAUGGUCAAAAUGUACAAAAUCAACAAUUUAGUCAAAAUUUCAAUCGACCAUCGACAUCAACGUCAACGGUUAAUAAUAAAUUGAAAGAACAAUCGGAAAAAAUCCAGUGUCAAUAUUAUGCGGAAAAGAUAAAAGCACAAAAGAAACAAAUUGAAACGUUGCGAGAGACAUUGAAUAAAGUUAAUCAAAAGUGUACGACGAAGGAAGGAGAGUCAUCGACGCUUCGAUAUGAGGUCGACUCAAAAUCCCGAGAUAUUGAACGUCUUCGCAAAGAAAAAAUGGACGAGGCCGUACAAAUGGAAAAGAAAUACUCGGAAAAAAUAACCGCAUUAGAAAAGAAAAUUGAAGAGCAACGGUCAGAACUUGAAUUUAAGAAUAUUGAAAUUUUGAAUAAAAAGUCCAGAAGAUCGCUAAACGAUUCAGUUAUGACAACGGAACCAGAGACGAGCUGGUCCAUUGUUGAACUGCACCAUCUAUUCAAACUGCAUACGAAUCAUAUUGAACCAGCAGCACCUGAAAAUAUCCCGGCUGCCGAUUUUAUAGCUGCGAAAGGUGUUGAAAAAUAUUGCGGCCUCACUGAGCGUGAUUUUGAUACAUUAAAAUGUCUUAACGCCCUACAAUCAAUAUACAAUGGAGCCAAACGGAGGAGAAUGCGUGUGCUUGACACCGAUUCCGUCAAAGAGAUCAUUAGUAUUACAAAUGCAUUUAUUUAUGCGAUGAAGUCGUAUGCAAAUCGAUUGUGUCUGCGCGUACCAACCAAAUACGAUGCAGGACUAGAAGCCAAAUUGAUUUCUGAUGAAAUGGCCAAACCAACGGCCAAUUUAAUUGACGACAAAUUGAUUUAUGAAAGACAAAUAUUGGCAGUGAUUUCACUUUUGUGUACGGAUUUUUCGAAUGUCACUGAAAUUAUUUUAUUCGAAAAAUGCGAAGACCAGGAAACGAACACUGACGACGACGACGAAAUGGAUGUUGAAAAUCGAGCUGGGUCAUUCGUUGACAUUUUGACAGAUGUUCUUUUUAAAAUUGGACUUUCGAAAACUCUGUCGCUACACAAAACGCUCAUCGAAUCGACGUCACUGUUGCUGUUGGCAUUGGCAAAAACCUAUUCUCCCAGCAAAUCGGGCGAUUUACUUCUUUUGAAUUUAUUUCGUUUAAUUGUAUUUUGUGAACCAGAUUUACAGUCGCUCAAUCAUUUAUCGGAGUUUCUAGAGCUUAUCUCCGACUAUGAAUUGUGUAAUAUUUGCAGUCGAUUUUGUAACGAUACAAGCACCAACGUUAUGUCUAUGCAACGAUAUUGUAUCAAUCGAUUUGACAUUGAAACUUGUCCGCUUCAAGUAUUUUCGUGCAUCUUACAAAUCUCAUUUCAACCGUACUCCAACAAUCGAUCGACAUUGGAUCACACAAAUAAGGUGCAUACGGUGGCUAAGAUCACGAUUCACAUGAUUAAGUUCUUAAGGAAUUGCUUCAAUAGGCGCGUUGAUUGGUUAUUUCCCAAGAACAGAAGUCAGAAUGAUUCUUCAACAUUAACACAAGGAUCGCAUUGUUAUAGUUAUGUUGUCUCAUGUAUAAUUGUCUUAUUACAUUUUUGUAUCAAUAGUUGGUGGGAAAACUACAAGAUCAUCGAUUACAAACUGAUACAAACAAUAUAUUCAAUGGGAAGUCUGUUCAUUCACGACAUUAUAAAGAAGCAUUAUGACCCAAAAGUUCUCAGUUUGGGUGGUUUUCCGGUGAAAAAUCGUUUGCAAGUUAUUUACGAUUGGAUUGUUUAUUCGAAUGCAUUUGACCUGACAUCCAUUUCAGAAAACGCCAUCAAAUCAGUGAAUUUACGUCAAAUUCAACAAAUGAACGAACCACAAAUGCCAGAAAAAUCAUAUACGCACGAUCAAAUGGAUUCGAUUCUUGUUGAGUCAUUUGAUAACUUUUUAAUAUGAAGCAAAGCGUUAAUUUUGUGUUUUUUUUUUU
Molecule: messenger RNA, 2537 nt
Organism: Contarinia nasturtii (swede midge)
Lineage: Eukaryota; Metazoa; Arthropoda; Insecta; Diptera; Cecidomyiidae
Exons: 6
Coding region: 140-2506 (788 amino acids)
Biological process (GO): DNA damage checkpoint signaling; DNA repair
Source: RefSeq, a predicted model, not a curated record